UCCAGGCGGCGCUGUCACUGUUAUGGUCCUGUCAGGGCGCCGGCGUCGUGGUGCUUGGGCGCUCGCCACCGGCCGGAGUCCGGUGCGACCUCGUCCGGAGCAGCCGGGUGGCCUGGCUCGCGUGUCUCCGCCCUCGGCCCAGCCCGUGCCUCCCGGCUCGCAGGCCGCCCGGUAGCUCGAGCGUUGCGGAUCGUCCCCGAGGCCCCGGGCCCAGCCGCGCUUCAGCACCGCCGAGGGCUCCGAGGCCGGCGGGAUGCAGCCUCCGGGCGCGCCCCCGGCCUAUGCGCCCGCCACCGGGGACUUCACCUUUGUCUCCUCGGCGGACGCGGAGGAUCUCAGUGGUUCUAUAGCAACUCCAGAUGUCAAAUUAAAUCUCGGUGGAGGUGGAGAGUUUAUCAAAGAAUCUACAGCUACUACAUUUCUGAGACAAAGAGGCUAUGGCUGGCUUUUGGAAGUUGAAGAUGAGGAUCCUGAAGAUAACAAGCCACUUCUGGAAGAAUUGGACAUUGACCUAAAGGAUAUUUACUACAAACUCCGUUGUGUUUUGAUGCCAAUGCCAUCGCUUGGUUUCAAUAGACAAGUGGUGAGAGACAGCCCUGACUUCUGGGGUCCGCUGGCUGUUGUCCUUUUCUUUUCGAUGAUAUCAUUAUAUGGACAGCUCAGGGUGGUCUCAUGGAUUAUAACCAUUUGGAUAUUUGGUUCACUGACAAUUUUCUUACUGGCUAGAGUUCUUGGUGGAGAAGUUGCAUAUGGCCAGGUUCUUGGAGUGAUAGGCUAUUCGCUACUUCCUCUCAUUGUAAUAGCCCCCGUGCUUUUGGUGGUUGGAUCCUUUGAAAUGGUGUCUACGCUUAUAAAACUGUUCGGUGUGUUUUGGGCUGCCUACAGUGCUGCUUCAUUACUCGUAGGUGAAGAAUUCAAGACCAAAAAGCCUCUCCUCAUUUAUCCAAUCUUUUUACUGUACAUUUAUUUUUUGUCCUUAUAUACUGGAGUGUGAUCCAAGUUGACAAGAGUUGAGAAAGACGGUGUUACAUUUGUGUUUAGCUGGGAGUUCUUGCUGAAGGGUUUGGAGAGGACAUAACUAGUAAAGUUUUAUACAUUCCAGAUAGGAAGACAGUUUAAAGUCUUUUUAAAACAAUAUUUUUUGUAUUUAAGUAAUUGCAGUUAUCUGGGAUUUUUUGGUCAGAAUUCUGAAUUCUGUUUGGUUCUUCAUAUUCCGCGAAUAAAUAAAAAACAUUGUGUUUUUUCAGAUUGUGUCAAUAUUCAGCUGAACACUUGUGCCAAAUGCACCUAGAUGGGUAAUUGUAUCUCACUUGAAGUAUAAAUUGACAACAUCCUGAAAAUCUAAAAGUGCAAUUUUUUUCCUUUGAAGAAUUUUCUCCUGCACCACAGAUCCUGUAGAUACCUAUUUAUAUUUAUACAUAUAUAUUUAUGAAAUAAUUCUUAUUCACAAAAUAUAUUUCUGAAUAGCCUAAAAAUUAAGAUACUAAAUCUGAUGCUUAAACUUUCCUUAAUUUGGCCAUUAAUGUUUUUUAUUUAAAACUUAAAAUUUGUUUUUAAAUUGAGUGUAAUUUUUGAAAUAAUAGUUGCAGUAUAGAUUUGGUUUGUGUGUCUUUGCUCUUAAAAAACAGUUUUGAAUGUCUAAACAUUUGAUUUAAAGUUUCUGUUUAUCUUUUUGACCAAAGCAGCAAGAGAUAUAAUUAAUAUGGCAUUCAUUAAAAUCAUUAAUAUAUAGGAAAAAUAAUAUUUAUAGCAUCAGUAAAUAUUUUUUAAGUGGUACCUUUCAAUCAUAAAAGGUUGCGGGAAGGAGACCUUUGAGGUCAUGUGGUCUUGAACAAUGUUAUAUGCAGUAGAAAAUAAAACGUUUUCCAGCUGUGUGCUUUGUCUUAUAAUACCUUUUCCUAUAUUACUUGAUAUUUUAAAAAGUAUUGGUUUCUUUCUGACAAAUUUACAGUGUUUGUUAAGGGAAAUAUUAAGAAAAUGUUAUCAAAGAAGUUCUUUUGUAAAUCCCAUAUUCUGUGUAUACCUUUAAUAUUAUUUUGUAAAGUAGAUGAACUAUUUUAUCUGUGUCCAUAAAAUAGCAAAUCCUGUUAGCACA
Molecule: messenger RNA, 2095 nt
Organism: Onychomys torridus (southern grasshopper mouse)
Lineage: Eukaryota; Metazoa; Chordata; Mammalia; Rodentia; Cricetidae
Gene: Yipf4
Product: Yip1 domain family member 4
Exons: 6
Coding region: 254-994 (246 amino acids)
Biological process (GO): endoplasmic reticulum to Golgi vesicle-mediated transport; vesicle fusion with Golgi apparatus
Cellular component (GO): trans-Golgi network; membrane
Source: RefSeq, a predicted model, not a curated record